AUGGAGUAUUGCUGCCAUAUAUGGUCUGGCGCCCCUUCUGUUUGCCUCGGGGUUCUUGAUAGGCUCCAGAAGCGGAUAUGCAAUAUGGUUGGCCCUGCCCUGGCGUCUCGUCUACAGUCACUUUCUCACAGACGCACCGUCGCCUCCCUCUGUCUGUUCUAUAAAUACUUUCAUGGAAAUUGCUCCGAGGAACUGCAUUCGCUGGUUCCCAAACUUCAUGAGUUCAAGCGCCCUAUGAGGCUGGCAUCCCGCUCUCACCCCUUCACUGUCGAAACUCCUAAAUGUAGCCGUCUCUUCUACUCUAAUAGCUUCAUGUCUCGCACCUCUCGCCUGUGGAACUCUCUUCCCUUCUCCUGUUUCCCUGAGAUUGCCUUAAUCUAUCUACUACCCUCAUCCUUUCUUCUAUCACUCCUAUCUGAUCUUCCUAUUUUCUGUAACCCCUUGCAUCCUAGUGGCUCCCCGCCUUGCUUGGGUCAUGAUGGGAAUUUUCUUUUCUGUUGUUCUUUGGCACUUAUUUUAUUCAAUGACUUUUCUCUCUCUCUCUCUCUCUCUCUCUCACAGUCUAUCUAUCUAUCUAUCUAUCUAUCUAUCUAUCUAUCUAUCUAUCUAUCUAUCUAUCAUGUCAGGUGCUCAGCUGUGCAGUGA
This is a messenger RNA of Acanthosepion pharaonis, 645 nucleotides long. The record is from the annotation of a GenBank genome assembly. NCBI's taxonomy places the organism in Eukaryota, Metazoa, Mollusca, Cephalopoda, Sepiida, Sepiidae.